ACUAAUUUCUUCACAUGCCAAAUAGGGUCACAAGUAAAGUAAUUAAACAUUGUCCACCAAAUAAAGCAUGAAAAAAUAAUUUAUAUGUUGUAUAUUUGUCAAAAUAAUCGCGUUUCCGAAGUUCGAGCCUGAAAGGGGACGAACCCGGAAGUGAUACGUCACACCGAGAACAGCGAUGGCGGCGCUCCAUGUGCCCGCCAUACAAAGCCCUUCCAACAAUGAUUCAAACUGCGAUAUAAGCGAUACAUCGAGCGCAAGUGAGGACAUCCAAGUUUUUGAAGAGUUGGAGGAAGAGGAGGAGGUUGGAAUUUUAUAUGUUGGACCUUACAUGUAUGAGCCAGAUGCUAAUGAGGAUGCAAGCAAUGUGCCCACACGACCUGACUUGGAAUGGAGACAAGACCCAUCGAGAUUACAAGAUUGGUGUACUUGUGGUAAUUGCCAGCAAAUGCCUACAGCAGUUGAAUGUGUUUGCUGCCAUGAAAUUGAAGAAGUAGUGACUGUACGUCAACAAGGAGAGGAACACUUCAAUCAAGUGCUGGCCUGCAUCACCAACCAUCCUGGACUCAAUGCGGUGUGCCUGGACCCAUAUGGAUUACAGGUGGCAUGGAUGACCUACAAGCAGCAGUACAAAGGCAAGGCAUUCAAUGGACCACAGGAUGCCAAGUAUAGGCAUAUUGCCUACAGACAACUGGUGCGCUGGUGCUGGAAUUAUCUUGGUCAGGAAAACCGUGUUGUGCUCCCAGCAUGUGCAGUGUCUUGUAUCAGGGCACAUUUUCCACCACCGGGAGAAGAGGAGUCAGCUGUAUUCAAAGGGUUUCGUGUUUCACAGAGAAAUGUUCCAGAACUGUGAUUUAGACUGGUUUUAUAGUGGUUAAUGUGGAAAUUAUCAUUACAAAAUACUGUAAUAAAAAUAAACAAAUGAGGACAACUGAAUACAGGGAAUGUGAUUCUUUAUUUCCUGAGGAAUCUAGUAUGGUGCUCGGCAAUAACAAUUGACUUGUCCGGUCUGUUCACUGCUGCUGUAAGAAAUUGUGGGUCGACUAACACAUCACCAGUUCUGUGCUUCUUUGGAAUGUCAGUCAGUUUCAUCACCUCUGACAGGCAGUCAUUCACAUAGUCUACAAAAAAAAAAACAAAAAAAAAAAACAUCGGGAUGAUAAAUAUUAGGACAACAUAUGGGUUAUACUCAGUAUGUAAUGCAUCUGCCUGGAAUUAUUUUUGAUUCAUAACCUACCAUAAGUUGCAUCCACCAAUAUCUUUCUCAGAGAAUAUCCACCACUCUUAUAUUUGGGAUAAACGAUACAGUAGGAGUGUAUUCCUUCCUUCGUCACUUUCUGUGGUCUCCCAGCAUUUUCGUUAUAAUGCAUAGCAGCGAGAAUGAUUCUGGAAAUGAACAAAAAAUGCCUUAUUAAAAAAUGUUCAAAUUGUGAUGAAAUAGCAUAUCUUUAUAUAUAUUUAUAUCUCAAAGUUUUACAUUUCAUCCAUGUCAAAGUUUUCUUAAACACACCUGCUUUUCAUUCCUUUGUACGAGAAGUGGUACAUCUUUGGAGCAAAGUGAUUCACCACACUGUGAAAAGUUUCAACGCCACUGGUCUGUCCGAGGUGAGACAUCUUCAUGACAUCGUUGACAAACAUGGUCUUUGUCAGGAGUUCCACCACUGCGACGUUAACUUCAGUACCUUUCAAUGAAUUUAGAAGGUAUGAAAAUAUUUUAUUUUUCAGGGUAAACUAGCAGGCAACAUCUAACAAAAAAAUAAAAUACCUGGUAAUAGCCACGCUUUGUUUGUAGUAAUUGGAGGAUGUAAACAACUAUCGUGCACGUUCUGCAGGUGGUCCACACAUGCCAGCCACUUCUGCUUCUUUUCUUCCGGUGUCUGGGAGGAAAGUGCACACCAGUACAAAUGGCACUUCAAACUUUGUACCCAAUCCUUCACAAUCGACAUGCUCUUCUUUUUGCCCAAGGAGUCCAGUUUCUUGCACAUACCUGUAUAUUUAAUAUAUGAAAACUCAUGAAGUGACGUGCAUGACUUAUAAGACAUAAUCCCAAAACUAGCGUAUUUAUAAACAUUGAAAUAAACUAACCUUUAACAAUGUGCCAACAAUCAUAAUAAUGGAUGACUUGAGUCCAAUUCUCCCUGAUCCAUUUCGCCACCUGGCGAUGCCUGUCAGUGAUGACAACUUUUACAUUGAAGCCUUCCAACUCCUGACGGCAUCUUUUCAGGCCCUCCAGUUCCAUUCCAUAGCUUCCCCCAGUCUCGUUACUCUAAAGGAUAAGUGUAAUACGUGUCUUAAGACAAACAAUUGUCAUUUUAUUAAGCCCCAUAUAAUUUACAAAGCAGUUCACUGGCUGUGGGCUAGUCGCACAAGGUUACACCUACCUGCACCAGAUGAACAGUUAGCACCUUGUUGAGAUCCAGUUCCAUCAAAUUAUAACUCCCGUACUUGGCACAGUGACCCAUGGAGUCACAUCUUCCAUCUCCUCCAAGGACCAGUUCCUUCUCCGUAAUGGACCCCAAAAGAGCACACUGCUUCUUUGUCCAUGUGGUUGUCAGUGCUUCAUGGAUAUACGUGGCCUGGUGGUGGAAGUAUGCCCACUUAUUGUGGCACUGAAUAUUCAGGAAUCUGAAAACAUAAACAAUACAUGUUGAUUUUUCAAUUCACAGCCCGCGUGUCAGAGCAAAAAGUGUAACAUUAUAUACAUAGUUCACAAAUACAUUUAAUUUGCUCCAUUUGGCCAUCAUAACAAUUCAACCUGAUGUUUACCUGAAUAUUCUUAAAGCCUUGCUUGGCAAACUUCCAGUAAACAGGAUCGCUGAGCUGAGAAGGACGUUUAGUACAGGCAGGUUUCUAACAAAGGGCUGAUUACACCACUGAUGCUUGUUCCUACAAACAGUGCAAACAGCUUGGAUCUUCACCAGCGUCCCUUUGACAUAGCGGUAGCAAGUGCUUCUGCCUUUACAAAGGACACAAACGGCCAAGAGGGCAAUCAGGGAGGACUCGAACACCAAAUACUUCCGCUGCUUGUGAAGGUCUUCACUUUCAUUGCCCCUGCAAAUAUAUUUCAACAAUGCACAAUUACGAAUGUGAAUCAAUUGAGCUUGAAAAGUGCAAUGAAAAUGAAAUAUGCUCCUGUCAAUUUGGCCAAUUUCAGUUUUGUGGUUAUAAAUGUUGAUUUGUGUAAAUCUCAUUUACAAUGAAAAUAAUGAUGAUAAUCUUACCGGAUUUCUUCAAAGCUGUCAUGUGUCACUUCAUCAUCUGAGGAACUUGGUUCAUCUUCAUCGCUGUCCUCCCCUGCAAUAUAUUCCACAUCAUGGUCUGGGAGGUGUUGACUGUCCAUUUCCACGUCACUCUCCUCUUCACUGUCUGUGUCAACCAGUGGCAUACAAACUUUCUUCCUUUUGGGUUCUGGUUGGCCCAAGUUGCAUUGUAUACCAAUGGACCGGUAAUUUGCCCUUGUCUUGCAUUUCUCGCAUGGAGGGCAAUACUUCAAUGUCUGCACCACUGAACAAAUUGAAAAGAUAAAUAUGUUUAUAAUCAAUGUACUGUAUGUAUAUGUUUAUCACUAAUGGCCAUCAUCAUCAUCAUCACUUACUUUUAUCCACCCUAUGUGUUGGUGUCACUUCAUCAUCUUGAUGGCUGUUUGAACAGGAUUCAUCCAGCAAUAACGUACCCCCACACUCAGCCAUCUCUUGUUCGGCGGCAGCUGCAGAGCUGAUAGCCUCAGCUAAGGUUCGCUUCCUUUCUCGGGUAGCUGCUGCUGUGCGCUGGACAGGUGGAUUUUGAUCUUGCUGGUCUUGUGGAGGCAGGUGAAUUGUUGGGACAGCAGUUGCAUUGAGUAAUAACCUGCAGAAUAAACAUGAGAUGACACUAAAAAUAUGCUUUGCUCAUGAAACCUAUAAAACCUAUUUAAAAAAAUACUAUCACAUCUUAUCUAACCCUAUGUCUUACUAAAUAUUUGAUUAUUAAAUAAAUCAUAAAAUGCGGUAGGAGUGACAAAUGAUUGGCAGUUUUCCCAAGAGGACGUGUCAUGUUCAUUCAUCAACAAAGCAGCGCUGCCAACCUACUGAAAUUUACUUCCAGAACAAUUUGUCUCAUGCCAUUAGUACUCAUCGUUGAUAUGAAUAGCAUCGAUUGGGGCUUGCCUCGAGCCAAAAGCUAACGUCACUAGCUUCUACUGUUCAUUCCAAAACAUGAUCAGGGAUUCGUCAAAACGUUUCUUUUAUCCCAGGCAAUAGUAGGUGGAUUAUUUACCUGACUUGUUUCGGCGAACACUUCCACCCUCGAAAAGUUUUGACGAAUUUAUAAGUGUUUCGGCGAAGCGGAAGUGUUCGCCGAAACGUAAAUAAAAUACCUACUGUUGCCUGUGAUAACAGAAAAGUUGACGAAUUUAAAGUGUAGACAAAAUGAACUCAAUACAACUAUAAUCGGGGAUUGCCUCGAGUUAGCUUUCGGUCAACGUUGCUAGCUUCUACUGUACAAUGCACAACACGAUUGGAGUUUUGCCUCGAGUUAGCUUUCGGCUAACGUCGCUACCUUAUGCUGUUCAUUCCAAAACAUGAUCAGGGAUUCGUCAAAACGUUUCUUUUAUCCCAGGCAAAAGUAGGUGGUUUAUUUACCUGACUUGUUUCGGCGAACACUUCCACCCUCGAAAAGUUUUGACGAAUUUAUAAGUGUUCGCCGAAACAUGUAAAUAAACCACCUACUGUUGCAUGGGAUAACAGAAAAGUUGACGAAUUUAAAGUGUAGAAAUAAUGAACUCAAUACAACUAUAAUCGGGGAUUGCCUCGAGUUAGCUUUCGGCCAACGUUGCUAGCUUCUACUGUACAAUGCACAACACGAUUGGAGUUUUGCCUCGAGUUAGCUUUCGGCUAACGUCGCUACCUUAUGCUGUUCAUUCCAAAACAUGAUCAGGGAUUCGUCAAAACGUUUCUUUUAUCCCAGGUAAAAGUAGGUGGUUUAUUUACCUGACUUGUUUCGGCGAACACUUCCACCCUCGAAAAGUUUUGAUGAAUUUAUAAGUGUUUCGGCGAAGCGGAAGUGUUCGCCGAAACAUGUAAAUAAACCACCUACUGUUGCAUGGGAUAACAGAAAAGUUGACGAAUUUAAAAGUGUAGACAAAAUGAACUCAAUACAACUAUAAUCGGGGAUUGCCUCGAGUUAGCUUUCGGCCAACGUUGCUUGCUUCUACUGUACAAUGCACAGCAAGAUUGGGGUUUUGCCUCGAGUUAGCUUUCGGCUAACGUCGCUACCUUAUGCUGUUCAUUCCAAACAGUUGGCGCCUGCACUGCUUUGACAAAGUAAUCAUUCCACAACGGUUGGCAGCUCUGCUAGAUAAAGUAAUCAGUCAUCCAUCCAAAAAUCACACUUACUUUUUUGCAAAUCCUUGAUCAUAAGCAGUCCGGUUAAGGAAGCAGGCAUCUUCGAAGUGUUUGUAGCAGAUAACACUACUCGAUGAUGGCGUGAAAUUCAUUCGCUUCGUGCGAACGAAAGAUGUCCAUUUACGUGCCCUGGUAUCCUUUGGCCACUCAAACAACUUGUCGUUGGAGUGAGAACAAAACAUCGCCACACACCGCCGUGGCAUCUUACCAAGAAGCAAUGCAACAAACAAUACUGUGUGUAUGGCGGACUUCCCUCGCACUUCCCGGUGUGACGUAAUUUCCGAAGAUUUCCGAAGAUUGCCGAAGAAAAGCAUUUUCGUUGUUAUGGGCGUUGCUAUGGGUUAAACAAAGAAUCUGGAAGGGUUGCGUUAAAAAAAAUAAUGAAAAUAUGCUUAUAAUUGUUUAGCCAUUGAUAUUAUUCAAAAACAUGGUUGGCCAACCUUACUUCAAAGUUCCCC
Messenger RNA from Corythoichthys intestinalis (scribbled pipefish), 5836 nucleotides. RefSeq lists its product as uncharacterized. The record is from RefSeq and is a predicted model, not a curated record. NCBI's taxonomy places the organism in Eukaryota, Metazoa, Chordata, Actinopteri, Syngnathiformes, Syngnathidae. The transcript is spliced from 2 exons. Bases 176 to 850 code for a protein of 224 amino acids.